Pipistrellus nathusii (Nathusius's pipistrelle) is the source of this 2175-nucleotide messenger RNA. NCBI's taxonomy places the organism in Eukaryota, Metazoa, Chordata, Mammalia, Chiroptera, Vespertilionidae. The record is from the annotation of a GenBank genome assembly.
AUGAGUGAGGAGCCGGCGCCCGAGGCCGCCUCCCCGCCGCCCCCGCAGGGCCAGCACUACUUUGACCGCUUCUCCGAGGACGACCCCGAGUACCUGCGCCUUCGCAACCGCGCGGCCGGCCUGCGGCAGGACUUCAACCUGAUGGAGCAGAAGAAGCGCGUGACCAUGAUCCUGCAGAGCCCGUCUUUCAGGGAGGAGCUGGAAGGCCUCAUCCAGGAGCAGAUGAAGAAGGGGAACAAUUCCUCCAACAUCUGGGCCCUGCGGCAGAUCGCGGACUUCAUGGCCAGCACCUCCCACGCAGUCUUCCCAACAUCUUCCAUGAACUUCUCCAUGAUGACUCCCAUCAAUGACCUCCACACAGCCGACCCCUUGAACCUGGCCAAGGGGGAGCGGCUCAUGCGGUGCAAGAUCAGCAGUGUCUACCGACUCCUGGACCUGUAUGGCUGGGCCCAGCUGAGUGACACCUACGUCACGAUGAGAGUCAGCAAGGAGCAGGACCACUUCCUCAUUAGCCCUAAGGGAGUUUCCUGCAGUGAAGUCACAGCAUCCAGCCUGAUCAAGGUGAACAUCCUGGGAGAGGUGGUGGAGAAGGGCAGCAGCUGCUUCCCAGUGGACACCACGGGCUUCUGUCUGCACUCGGCCAUCUACGCAGCCAGACCUGACGUGCGCUGCAUCAUCCACCUGCACACGCCGGCCACGGCCGCGGUGUCAGCCAUGAAGUCGGGCCUCCUGCCUGUCUCCCACAAUGCCCUGCUGGUGGGGGACAUGGCCUAUUAUGACUUCAAUGGUGAAAUGGAGCAGGAAGCGGAUCGGAUCAACCUGCAGAAGUGCCUUGGACCCACCUGCAAGAUCCUGGUGCUAAGAAACCAUGGCGUGGUUGCUCUCGGUGACACUGUGGAGGAGGCGUUUUACAAGAUCUUCCACCUGCAGGCUGCAUGUGAGAUACAGGUGUCCGCUCUGUCCAGCGCUGGGGGCGUGGAGAACCUCAUCCUCCUGGAGCAGGAGAAACACCGCCCCCAUGAGGUGGGCUCCGUGCAGUGGGCGGGGAGCACCUUCGGGCCCAUGCAGAAGAGCCGGCUGGGGGAACACGAGUUCGAGGCCCUCAUGAGGAUGCUGGACAACUUGGGCUACAGAACAGGCUACACAUACCGCCACCCCUUCGUUCAAGAGAAAACCAAACACAAAAGUGAGGUGGAGAUUCCGGCCACAGUCACAGCCUUCGUGUUCGAGGAGGACGGCACCCCGGUGCCCGCCCUGCGGCAGCACGCCCAGAAGCAGCAAAAGGAGAAGACCCGCUGGCUCAACACGCCCAACACCUACCUGCGGGUCAACGUGGCUGACGAGGUCCAGAGGAGCAUGGGCACCCCCCGGCCCAAGACCACAUGGAUGAAGGCUGACGAGGUGGAGAAAUCCAGCAGUGGCAUGCCAAUACGGAUCGAAAACCCAAACCAAUUUGUGCCUCUCUAUACCGACCCCCAAGAAGUGCUGGACAUGCGGAACAAGAUUCGAGAACAAAACCGACAAGAUGUGAAGUCAGCAGGGCCCCAGUCCCAGCUCCUGGCGAGCGUCAUCGCCGACAAGAGCAGAAGCCCGUCUACAGAUAGCCAGCUGAUGGCCCAGGGCGACACGGACACCAAAGAUGAGUCAGAAGAGACGGUGCCCAACCCCUUCAGCCAACUCACUGACCAGGAGCUGGAGGAAUACAAGAAAGAGGUGGAGAGGAAGAAACUAGAACUGGAAGGAGAGAAGGAAACCACUGCCGAGGAGCCUGGCUCACCUGUAAAGUCUGCACCUGCGUCUCCAGCACAGAGUCCAGUAAAGUCGGAGACAAAGAGCCCCGUGGUCUCUCCUUCCAAGUCUUUAGGCGAAGGUGCUAAGGAGACAGAAACAAGCAAAGCCACCACAGAGCCCGAAACAACACAGCCAGAAGGGGUGGUGGUCAACGGGAGGGAGGACGAGCAAACCGCAGAGGAAAUUCUCAGCAAAGGCUUGAGCCAGAUGACCACCAAUGCUGACACGGAAGUCGACACCUCUAAGGACAAAACUGAGUCAGUCACCAGCGGCCCUAUGUCCCCAGAGGGCUCACCUUCCAAAUCUCCCUCAAAGAAGAAAAAGAAAUUCCGAACCCCAUCCUUCCUGAAAAAGAGCAAAAAGAAGGAGAAAGUGGAGUCCUGA